Messenger RNA from Sphenostylis stenocarpa, 1821 nucleotides. The record is from the annotation of a GenBank genome assembly. NCBI's taxonomy places the organism in Eukaryota, Viridiplantae, Streptophyta, Magnoliopsida, Fabales, Fabaceae.
AUGGGUUUGUUCAAAAGUAAGGGCGUGGUUUAUAGGCCUGUGAAGGAUGUCAACUUAUGUUCUGAUAGCACUGAAUUCUAUAUCCAAGCCAAUGUUAAAGCUCCCCGGAUGACUGGAAUCUUGGUCAAGGUUUUCACUUGGUUCUUGGAGUUUCCAAUAUUUGGAGCCUUGCUACUGUAUAUAUUGAAGGGUAACAAUCUUAUUCACAAGCUUAUUACAAAUGCUGAGUUAGAAGAGUCACCCCUCUAUGUUCCCUCGCAUCAUUUUGAAGACCACAAAGAAAAAGAAGUCAAAAGCUUAGAUUCUGCGUCAACACCACAAGAGCAAGUUCAACUUGCACUAGAGUGCUUACCUCCAUCUUCAGAAAAAGCACAUAAUGGAACAAACCCUUCGUUCUCUCGUUGGACCAUAAUGGACUAUUCCAGAGCCUAUAGCUCGGGAGAUAUAACACCAUUAAUGGUUGCAGAACGAUUUAUAACUGCUGUUGAUGAAUCUUCAGAAUCUCCACUCCCAAUGGCAUUCUUCAUUAACUACAAUCCUGAGGAUAUACUAAGACAAGCAAAUGAAUCAACUCUUAGGUAUCAGAAAGGGGAACCUAUCUCUGUCCUAGAUGGAGUUCCUGUUGCUGUCAAGGAUGAAAUAGAUUGUUUGCCAUAUCCAACAACAGGAGGUACCAAGUGGUUGCAUAAAGAAAGGCCUUGUAAAGAUGAUGCUUGCUGUGUUAAGCGUCUAAGAUUGUGUGGUGCCAUACUUGUUGGGAAGACUAAUAUGCAUGAACUUGGGGUUGGAACAAGUGGUAUCAAUCCACAUUAUGGGGCAACUAGAAACCCAUAUGAUACCAGCAAGAUUGCAGGGGGUUCUUCUAGUGGAUCUGCUGCUGUGGUGUCAGCAGGGUUGUGCCCUGUUGCCCUUGGUGUUGAUGGGGGAGCCAAUGAUUACAUGAAUUUAACAGACAAGUCCAUAUCAGUAGGUUCUGUGAGAAUGCCUGCAGCACUUUGUGGUGUUGUUGGUCUAAAACCAACUUUUGAUCGCGUACCUCAUUCCGGAGUCCUUCCUCUAAAUUGGACAGUUGGGAUGGUUGGAAUACUAGCAGGCACUGUUGAGGAUGCAUUGAUCACUUAUGCAGCUAUUAGUGGAGAAAUUCCAUCCAAACAGCCCUCUAGUAUGGUUUUCAAAGAACUGUCCAUACGAGACAUCAAGUUGGCAAAAUAUGGGAAGUGGUUCGAUGAUUGCAGUGAUGAUGUCAGAUUAUGCUGCUCCCAUGCAUUGAGCAACCUUCAGGAUUAUUAUGGUUGGAAGACAAUAGAUAUCACUUUACCAGACAUAGAAGCAAUGCGCCUGGCACAUUACUUAACAAUUGGAUCAGAGUGUUCCACUUGGUUUGAUUCUUUUGGAGAGAAACAUGUUGCAGAAUUAGGAUGGGACGCAAGGGUAGCACUUAAUAUCUAUGGUGGUUUUAGUGGCAAGGAGUACAUUAAAGCUCAGAAAUUGAGGAAUCGCCAGUUAAAGUUUCACAAGAGAAUAUUUGCUGAGGCAGAUGUCAUUGUGUCACCAACAACAGGUGUGACUGCAUACUCGAUUCAAGAUGAUGCACUGAAGACUGGUGAACUUGACUACGUAAAUGGAGCUGCACUUGUUCGGUAUUCCAUAUCAGGAAACUUCCUUGGACUUCCUGCUGUGACAGUUCCGGUUGGAUACGAUAAAUUGGGUUUGCCUAUUGGGCUUCAGUUCAUUGGAAGGCCUUGGGCAGAAGCAACCCUGAUCCACUUGGCAUUUGCAAUGCAGGCCCCUCUGGAGGAGAGUGUGAUGAGCAUGAUCUGA